Onthophagus taurus is the source of this 1370-nucleotide messenger RNA. Lineage: Eukaryota; Metazoa; Arthropoda; Insecta; Coleoptera; Scarabaeidae. The record is from RefSeq and is a predicted model, not a curated record.
AUGGUCCUAAUGAAUAAAAUUUUAGCAAUUGCUUUAAGCAAUCGCUUUUUAGGAAAAGCAAUUGCUUCACAAGUAAAAGCUAUGGCUAGAUUAUCACUUGAAGAAGUUGAGAAAGAGCAGGGUGUUAUUGAAUGUAAGACGACUAACAAACUGUCGACUUGCGAAAAGGAGCAGGCAUGGGCACGAAUAGAGUUGAAUUUUAAUUCAAAGAGUACACACUGUCGCAGCAUCGAUCAGCUGAAAGCGAAGUACGAUAAUCUGAAAACAAAAGCAAGGAAAGCUGUGGCAAGAAAUCGGAGUAAUCUCACUGUAACUGGUGGCGGUCCCGCAAGUAGCACAGAUUUUGAUCCGGUAGUGGAAGCUGUGUUAAGAAUUGUAAAUAUCAAAACGAUAGGAGAUAUUUCAGUAGAAUACGUGGAAAUUCCACCAACUCCAGCGACAGAAGCAAGUGAGGUUCCGGUGUCGUGUCAGACUAUGGAGAGUUGCGUAAGUGAAUUGUGCGCUCCUAGAAAUGAUGUUACCGAGUCAAUGAAUCCUAUAACUGUACAGAGUAUAGUCGAUACUCCACAGGUGAAAAAGGUAUAUCUAUAUGUAUCGUCGGCAUAAUCUGCAAAACCCGUAAGUCUACCUUUUUUAUAUGUGACUUACGGGUUUUGCGGAAUGAUUAUAGAGACGUUCAAGUUGGAACCAGUACGUGCCCCGUAAAUUAAAAGAUCCAGUUUCUAAAAAACUGAGGUUAACCAUACCAAAUCCUCUAGUAGAUACAAAGAUAAUUUAUUAUGAAGCUAAAACUUUAUAUCUAACAAUAAGAGGGGAAAUUGAUGCACAACAGCAAAGGGCGGAAAGAGAGAAAAAUAAAGAAGAAAGAGAGAAGAAAGAAGAAGAAAGGAGAAAUGAAGAAUUUAAAAUGAGAAUACGUUUAUUGGAAUUGGAAAUAGCUCAAAAACAGAAAGAUUUGACUAAAUAAUUAACACAUGAAACUGUAUACGAUAUAUAUAUAUAUAUAUAUAUAUGAAAUAUAUAUUAUUUAUAAAAAGUUCAAGUCUACCAAAAUGUUCAUUAAUAAGCAACUGCCUCACACCUCGACCCCUACCCUCAACCCUUUCUACGUAAUGAUCGUCAUCCUGUUCAAUUUCGUCUUCGUCUGCGUUAAAUGGAUUGGUCCAUUCUCCAGGAAUACUCUCAUUCAUGUCUAUGGCCAUAUUAUGUAGUACUGCAGUCGCAACUAUCACAUUCAUUGUUGUUUCUAUCUGCAGCCUCAUGCAUAAACUUAAAAUUGGAAAUCUUCUUUUCCACACUCCAUAUUGACGUUCAACCACAUUCCGUGUUCUGAUACUCGAUUCAUUGUACAAGUUCUCAGCUGGUGUUUG